AUGGUUGGUACGAACUCCGGAGGUGCUAGUGGCGAGAUGGAUAGAAGUAGAGAGGUUGGAGAGCAGGGGGGAGUUGCUGGUGGAGGAGUGGGGACUCGCCAACCAGCCAACCCUACGCUACCUAUUUCUUCUACACCAUCUCCUACUACCGUGGAUCCUGUGAAAGCUUUCUCUAUUGAGAAAUUCAUGGGGGAGGACUACGAGCACUGGAUUUUCUGCAUGAGGCUGAUGUAUACCCAAUACAAGCUAUUGGAUUUGGUGGAGGGGAAGGAGAAGAUGCCGGAGGCCGCGGAGCUGAAAAGAGCGUGGAUGAAGCGAUCGUUCGACGCGUACAUGCUCAUGGUGCAAGCGGUUGGCGGACGACAACUUGACCACAUCAAGGACCUCUUGGAGUCGUGGUCUGCCCUUGCGAUCAACCUCAACUCUCAACAGCCCAAGUGGAGCAUGGAUUACAUACGCGCACGCAUCCUAGAGGAGGACCUGCGGUGGCGGAGUGUGGAGCGCUCGGAGGAGGGGGCUGGCUAUGGAGUUGGAGGUGGAAAGAGUGGCUUCAAGAAGAAGUGGAAGGGCAAGAACAAGGAUAACCCUAAGGAGGAUGGCGGCGGGGGUCAAGCUGAGGUGUGCUUCUACUGCAAGAAGCGCGGACAUCGUUGGCGGAAGUGCUACCAACGACCCAAGGAUUGGACCCCGCUUUCAUCAAGCAACCAGCGUGGUGGCACGAGGAGUGGGGGAGUCAUGGGAGCUAGUGGAGAGGAGAAGGAUGAGGAGAAUGGCGGCAAAUCUGAGGAGCGGAAGGCCGGGUUCUUAUUCUUCGUGAACGAAGGCACAACCGACCACGCUAUGGCUGCCAAGCUGCACCUUGAGGAUCUCCCUGGGUCAGAGCUGACCAGUGACCACAACGGCGGUGGUGAGCAGCAAGGCGCUGGUCCUGCUGCGGAGGAGGGGUUGGAGGAUGAGUCGGCACGUGUGGACUCACCAUCUCAGCCCGAGCCUGCUGCAAACAUCAAGGUCACCAAGAGAAGUGUGCAGAGAGGAGAUUCACCACAUGGGUAG
Molecule: messenger RNA, 1053 nt
Organism: Closterium sp. NIES-65
Lineage: Eukaryota; Viridiplantae; Streptophyta; Zygnematophyceae; Desmidiales; Closteriaceae
Source: the annotation of a GenBank genome assembly